Molecule: messenger RNA, 772 nt
Organism: Mauremys mutica (yellowpond turtle)
Lineage: Eukaryota; Metazoa; Chordata; Testudines; Geoemydidae
Gene: VMA22
Product: coiled-coil domain containing 115
Exons: 6
Coding region: 101-706 (201 amino acids)
Biological process (GO): vacuolar proton-transporting V-type ATPase complex assembly
Cellular component (GO): extrinsic component of endoplasmic reticulum membrane
Source: RefSeq, a predicted model, not a curated record
AGCCGGGAUUGGCUGGUUUCCAAGGUCAUAUGCUCUGGCGGAGGGGAGGGGGAACAACCGGGAUCGCUCGGUCCGGGGCAGGUGCUGGAGGAGCCAGGCCAUGGCCGAGCUGGCGCUGAGCCGGGAGCUGGACGAGCGGCUGCUCCACCUGCUGGGGGCGCUGGAGACGCUGCAGGGCAAGAGGGACGAAUUCAACCGCCGCGUGGAGCAGGGCUGGUUCUCGCUCUCUAAGUCCCGCUUUGCCAUGGGCUGCAAGUCGGUCUCUGCCCUGCAGUACGGGGCCCGCAUGGAGCCGCUGGUCCGGGUGUGCGCCAGCCAGGGGGAGAGUGGGCAGGUCGCCUUCCAGGUGAUCCCAGAAUGGGACCCGUCCACAGAGGCUGCUGAGGGGUCACCGGCCGUGGAGGAAAUCGGACCCCAAGACCAAGUCUUGCGGCAGCGAAAGGGCCCAGGGAAAACAGCGGCUCCUGGCCCCCCCCCGGGGGCAGCCCCCGAACCCGAUUCCCAGAGCGGGGCCUCGUCCCGGGACCCACUGACCUGGUUCGGGAUCCUGGUGCCCCAGAGCCUCCGGCAGGCUCAGAGCAGCUUCAAAGAGGGGAUUCUCCUGGCCGGGGAGAUCGCCAGCCUACAGAGCGACAUCGAGGCCACGCGGGCGCAGUAUCGGGCGCUGCUGGAGAGAAAGCGCCAGCUGCUGGCCAGAGAGGGGUAGCGCAGCCCCCCCCCCCGGGUGUAUUGUGACCUCCGACACCCACGUCAAUAAACUGGGAUCGCUGCC